Lolium rigidum is the source of this 1294-nucleotide messenger RNA. RefSeq names its product histone H3.v1-like. The record is from RefSeq and is a predicted model, not a curated record. The transcript has 3 exons. NCBI's taxonomy places the organism in Eukaryota, Viridiplantae, Streptophyta, Magnoliopsida, Poales, Poaceae. The coding region runs from base 16 to 1155 and encodes 379 amino acids. Gene Ontology annotation, cellular component: nucleosome. Gene Ontology annotation, molecular function: structural constituent of chromatin; protein heterodimerization activity; DNA binding.
CGGAGGAGCGCCGCCAUGGCCCGUACCAAGCAGACCGCCCGCAAAUCCACCGGCGGCAAGGCCCCCAGGAAGCAGCUCGCCACCAAGGCGGCGAGGAAGUCGGCCCCGACCACCGGCGGCGUGAAGAAGCCCCACCGCUACAGGCCCGGGACCGUGGCGCUGCGCGAGAUCCGCAAGUACCAGAAGAGCACGGAGCUGCUCAUCCGCAAGCUGCCCUUCCAGCGUCUGGUCCGCGAGAUCGCGCAGGACUUCAAGACGGACCUGCGGUUCCAGAGCCACGCCGUGCUGGCGCUCCAGGAGGCGGCGGAGGCGUACCUCGUCGGCCUCUUCGAGGACACCAACCUCUGCGCCAUCCACGCCAAGCGCGUCACCAUCAUGCCCAAGGACAUCCAGCUCGCCCGCCGCAUCCGCGGUGAGCGCGCCGGAUGGACACGGGACCAAAGACGAAGCUUCCAGCGCCACGUCACCGAUCCGCACCUCCUCGCUCCUGACCAACCAAAGCUGAGCACACGGAUCGUGUGCUUUCUCCGCGCAACCUCCAGCCGUCAGAUCCAAACGCACUCCCAAACGGCAGCAACAAACCGCCUCGGCCACGUCUCUCCUGUGACCCCUGGUCCCACCCACCACCUAUAUAUUCCCGACCCACCUCCCCCUCUCCUCUCAUCACUGCCAAUUUGUCCCCUCUCCACUCCGAGUUCCAGCGCCCAAAUCCAAUCCGCAGCAGUUCCAGCUCUUCGUAGCGCGAUGGCCCGGACGAAGCAGACCGCCCGCAAGUCCACCGGCGGCAAGGCCCCGCGCAAGCAGCUGGCCACCAAGGCGGCGCGCAAGUCGGCCCCGACCACCGGCGGCGUGAAGAAGCCCCACCGCUACAGGCCCGGGACCGUGGCGCUGCGCGAGAUCCGCAAGUACCAGAAGAGCACGGAGCUGCUCAUCCGCAAGCUGCCCUUCCAGCGCCUCGUCCGCGAGAUCGCGCAGGACUUCAAGACGGACCUCCGGUUCCAGAGCCACGCCGUGCUGGCGCUCCAGGAGGCGGCGGAGGCGUACCUCGUCGGCCUCUUCGAGGACACCAACCUCUGCGCCAUCCACGCCAAGCGCGUCACCAUCAUGCCCAAGGACAUCCAGCUCGCCCGCCGCAUCCGCGGCGAGCGCGCCUAGGCCGUCGCCGUUGCCGCAGGCAAUUCCGUAGUUGGUUCCCUUCUGGAUUUAGAUCUUGUUAGGUCCUGUUAGGAAAGCUUUUAUCUCGUUGUAAAGAUCUGGUUGUUUUACCAUAGUUAUAAGACUGCUCUUCUCUGUU